UUUUUCAGCUGAGGCUCUGAAAUACUGGAGGACAUUGCAUCUUCCUCAGGGACCCUGACAAGGGGGAGCUGGAGCCUCUGGGGCGCUCAGAAAGGAAUUGUGGUUGGUGGUCGCUUGAGGAACUUACCUUCACACCAAUGUUGCUCUGAAACGAGUUGUGUCCAACAUUCAGGUUUGGUAAGAUGCCUCAGGAACAGUACGCGCACCGGAGCACCAUGCAGACCUCGGAAGGACCCCAGGUAUACAAAGUGGGGAUUUAUGGCUGGAGGAAGAGAUGCCUCUAUUUCUUUGUGCUGCUCCUAAUGAUUUUAAUCCUGGUGAACCUUGCUAUGACCAUCUGGAUUCUGAAGGUUAUGAACUUCACAAUUGAUGGCAUGGGGAACCUGAGAAUCACGGAAAAGGGUCUAAAGCUUGAAGGAGAUUCAGAAUUCUUGAAACCUCUCUACGCCAAAGAAAUCCGGUCAAGACCAGGCAACCCACUGUACUUCCAGUCUGCCAGAAAUGUGACAGUGAACAUCCUCAAUGAGAAGACUAAAGUCCUUACUCGCCUUGUAACAGGUCCCCAAGCAGUGGAAGCACACAGCCAAAAAUUUGAGGUGAAAACCCUCUCUGGAAAAUUGCUGUUUUCUGCAGAUGACAACGAAGUGGUGGUUGGAGCAGAGAGGUUGAGAGUUUUAGGAGCAGAAGGCACAGUGUUCCCUAAAUCUAUAGAAACUCCCAAUGUCAGGGCAGACCCCUUCAAGGAACUAAGACUGGAGUCACCUACGCGCGCACUGGUGAUGGAGGCUCCAAAAGGCAUCGAGAUCAACGCUGAGGCCGGCAGCUUGAAAGCCACGUGCAGGACAGAGCUCAGGCUGGAAUCCAAAGAUGGAGAGAUAACGUUGAAUUCUGCAAAAAUCAAACUACCUAAUUUGCCUCAAGGAUCUUCCUCUUCUACAGGGUCCAGGCAAAAAAUCUACGAGCUCUGUGUGUGUCCCAACGGGAGGUUAUUUCUAUCUCAGGCAGGCACUAGCUCGACCUGCCAGAUAAAUACAAGCGUCUGCCUUUGAGAGACAGUUUGCAGAGGGGCAUCGCAGGCAGCACAAAAGCCAGUUCUGGUCUCACAGAUUGCAGCUGCCAACUAUUUUUACUAGAACACAGAAAGCCUAUCAAAGACUUUUUUUGUGUGUGCGCGCGCGUGUGUGUGAAUAUAUAUAUAAAAAUAUAUAUAUAAAAAAUAUAUAUAUCCUCUGUGUAAAAUGAUGUUUCAGUACAAGGAAUCCCAGGGUGACCCUGUUACAUUUGUGUAGCAUUUCUCUUUCCCACACCAAAAUUUACUGGUACAAUCUGCUGAAUUGGAUUUGAUGCUCCCCUGGACCCUUCUGUAUUUAUAUAGUCUAAUGAUCACCCCUCGUUUUUGAUCAUGUUCUCGGAGCAAUAGGAUUGCUGGCUGGGCAAGACCUUGGAACUGAUGUAGACCCACCAACAUACAAAGGGAAGUGAAGCAUCUCUGAUUAUUUUUGCACCAUUAAAUCAGUGUCAUUAAAAAAAGUAAAUUUAAAAAAAAAAAAACAAAACAAACCAACACAAAACCAACAACUGUUCACCUAGAGUGAUCCAAGAUACCGGAGGUUAAAUUACAGUCUUUAAUUUUGACCUGAAGCAUGGCUCUCUGUUGGGAAAUAUGGAUUGAGCUUGGCCAGUAGAAAAGUCCAGAUCUUCUUGCCAGAAUUAUGUAUUUUUCUGAAGGGGUUUGAGACUUGCCUGUGCAUGGCCAAGAACGCCUUGUGCUCUUUGGGUGUGAUGCAUCAGCUCUGACCCUAACCUAAAGUCAUUGCUAUGCUAAAAAAACCCUGGUGUUGUAUUUAGUUCUUGGAAGGACAAAAAUUGUGACAGUUGGACUAAGUAAAAAAAUCCUGAACUUUCUUCAGUUGUCCUGGAUCACCCUACACACUCUCCAUUAGCACCUUUAACUUUGAAAAUAUUUGUUGUGGUGAAGGUAUGAAGAUUUAAGAUUUGGACAUUGCUUAUCAAUACCUGUAGAAACAGAGAAAAUCACUUGUUCUACCCAUAGAAACAGAGAAAUUCAUACAAAUUAGUUGUGUAAUGUAGAUGCUAUGCCAGAAUUUUUAUUACUUUUUUCAGAGUAUAAAAUCCAAGGUCACUUAGAUUUGGUGGAGAAUGCAAAUAUCAGAGAUGCUGACAAUUAAACACACUUUUUUGAGAGUUUGUAAAGGUUGUGAUAAAGCCAGAUGAUAAGAAAGCAAGGGCUUUGGAUGCUGGUUCCUCUAGAAUCUAAACCCCAACUUUUCAUGGUUGCAUUUUUCCUUAUUUUAAAGCCUAGAAGUCACUUAUGGGCAGGAUAAAACACGAAAUCUGGUCUGGUAACAUUACUUCUGCUGUUCAAGAUUUGAAAAAGAACGAGAAGAGCCCAGAUCAUUGAAUUCUGACCCAUAAUUGCAUCCACAUGCAUGUAAAAAUCCUUGAAAAACAAAUAUACUAAUUACUGCAAAAGUAUCCAAAUUGCAGUAAACCUCACGAGGACAGCAAGGUUUCUAAGCCACUGAGAUGCUUUUGAAAAUAUUACCUCAUGCAAAUAUGACAGAUCUGUGCCCAUCCCCAGUGAUAACUAAGCAAAGCCGGUAUUCUUCAAGUGAUCUUCAAGAUAAAAUGUAGCUGACGGAAUUAUUUAGAAAUAAUUUAGCCCAUUCUUUUUUUUUCCAUGUAUUUUCUUGUGGUCUGGAGAGUACCAGGGUUUAAUUUUUUUCUUUUAAAUGAACAAAUCUGGCUUAAUCCAAAAGUGACUGGACUCAGAGGAGAGCUUUCUACGGAGUUUAGAUUAAAUGUGUUGCUGCCUAAGAAAGCAGCACUCCCAUAAAAUUUAUUUCUGAAAGAGGAUUGAAAGAUCUGCUUUUAUUUCAGUAAUGCUUUCUGAUUAAUUAAUGAAUUCAAACUAUUUGUUAAUUAAUUAUUCCUGUAAUUAUUAUGUCUUGAGUCAACGUUUGAAUGCAAAGGGUCACCCAGGAUAACAAUUGUAUUGGGACACAGGACUUAUACCAUCUCUGUUCAAAGAGGGGAUUUGUGCCUAUGCCUUAAGUCAAUGCACUCAGCAAGGAGAAGCACAUCAUAUUUAUCUUGUUAUUAAAACUAGUUUAUU
Molecule: messenger RNA, 3136 nt
Organism: Athene cunicularia (burrowing owl)
Lineage: Eukaryota; Metazoa; Chordata; Aves; Strigiformes; Strigidae
Gene: SGCD
Product: sarcoglycan delta
Exons: 8
Coding region: 183-1049 (288 amino acids)
Biological process (GO): heart contraction; cardiac muscle tissue development
Cellular component (GO): sarcoglycan complex; sarcolemma
Source: RefSeq, a predicted model, not a curated record